CGUUACAAAAUUCUUGCCAACACGUGUUGAUUUUUUGCCAUUCUUUUUUAAUUCAAUCGAGUCGUAUUUCAUAUUCAUUAUUCAGAAACGAAUAGAUAUAAAAAUGAUUGCCGGCUUUCGGAGAGAGCUGGGCGACACACAAAAUAAUUUAAAGUCGUUACCAUUGUUUUUUUUGUUUCUAGAAGAUUUCAUUCCUUCAUCCGUUCGUUCGUUCGUUCGUUCCUCAUAACCAGAUUCAAGUGAAUCCCCGUUUUGUACGGUGCGAGUACGUAGCGUGCCGUCUUUUCACUCUUGGACACACAUGGAGGCAAGGAAUAUUCCCUGUUGCAAUCGGACGCCUGGGGGAUCCGAACAGCGAUUCCCACCCGAUCCGAUUCAAUCGAAGGCCCGAGGAUUUACGAUUUAUUGCUUCCUUGGUUCCUGGAUUGAUUCUUCUGAGAACGCAGGAGAAUCAUGGCACAAGCAACGAUACGAGCAGCAGCUGCUGCAUCCACCCAUCAAAAGAUGAGGACGACCACUCCAACUCCAACAACAACGACAACAACGACAAUAGCAGCAACACCCCUCCGAGCAGGCAGGAGGGGCAAACGAUCUGGGAAGAGAACAUGGAGCAGCGGAACGCUGCUGCAAGCGUGCCUGGCGAUCGCUACCGGAACCGUCUUUCUGGGAGUGGUACGAAUCGAAUCUGUUUUGUACCGGGAGUUCCGUGACACCACAACAAGGCGGGCCGAAGAAGACUCUCCCAACCUCUCGGGGAAGAGGCACCGUUCGAGCGGCGGGAGCGAAAGCGAGUACCAGGGGAACGACGAAGGGGGGGGAACCAGCGACGGCCUUGUCCGUCGUUCGACCGAGUCACGACCCAUGAUUGCCAGAGAGGCCGGACACGACAAACCCCGCCCGCGUUUGGUGUCGGGUUCUCGUAUCGUCGCACUGAACGAACACCUGGAGAGGGCGACGAUGCCAGCCGAGAUCGGCCGUAAAAUGGCGAGGACGAUUCAAAUGGAAUUGGAAGACACAUCCGCAGCCGCCGAUGGCUACGACCACUACGGUGGCCACUUGGAGUUCGAGAGGGAGUAUUAUGACCAAUGCGACCCUGUUUUGGAUCCCUUGCCCAAAGUUCAUCCCACGUGCAACAGCAUCCAUGAAUUGUUUCUUUCGACGGAGCUCGAAAACGAAAGAAGCUCCUUGUUAUCAAUGAAGGGAGCCUGGAGGAGCGUUUGGAAAGUCGAUCUGAACACAGUCGAUAACGAUAUCGACAAGAUGAAAACGAACACGACAGCAUUGGCAUUUGCACAACCCGAUUCCAACAACUCAACCAUCGUAUCUUCCAAUAAAUCAACAUCGACAUCCUCGGCAGUUCUCAAAAUGCUCCAUCUCCACCGCCGUUUCGACCACCAAUCGUUUGAGGCGCACGCCACCGACAGCAUCGCCAUGGAUCGAUUGACGGCCAGUCCGUACGUUGUCGACGCGUAUGGCUUUUGCGGGCAAUCGGUCGUGACCGAAUUCGCCGAGGUUUCGGGGAGAGAUUAUGUGAAGCGCUACGACAUUGGCUCCAGGGAUCGACUGCGAAUCGCUCGGGAUCUGGCACGGGGGCUCGCCGACAUCCAGGCCCUGCGGGCUCUCCCCCAUGCGGAAUUACUGGCAAAUGCCACAAAGAACGCAACGACCAUCGCCGACUUGGUGAGGGACUACGACGUCGAUCGUGGCACCGGGAUUCGGACGACGACAAGAUCACCCAUUGUCUUUGCCCACAAUGACAUCACUAUCGCCAAUACGGUCAUGGUAGAUGGCAGGAUCAAAUGGAACGACUUCAAUAUCGGUAUAUUUUUGAGAAGACCGAAACGAAAGAACGAUGAUUCCGGUCGCAAACUCCACCGUAGCGAUGACUCGGGCAGUCGGAGGCACCUGCGUUCACCGGAUACAAGAAGUAGCAGCAAUCAUCGACAAGUCGACGACGAAAGCGCCGACGCCAAGGUGCCACCGUCCAAGGGAUCACAGUCGUUGUCGUUCCGGGCAUUCACGGAGGAAAACAGCGGUACCAGCGACGAGGCGUUGUGUCCCGCCCCCGUUAAGUUUCGAAGCGACAUGUGGAGAUCCCCCGAAGAAAUUCGGAACACGAGCUACGUUCAGAUGACACAGACCGACGUGUAUGGAUUAGGAAACAUCAUCUACCAGACCAUGACCCGCCACCAACCGUGGACCUACAAAGAACCCGGUGGGGCCCUCACCAAGGAAGAUGUUGCCGUACGAAAACAAAAUGGGACCAUCCCGACGAUCCCCGAGCAAUACCUGAACACCACCAAGCGCGAACUCCAGACUCUCUUUGCKGCUACUAAUCUCUGUUUCUUCCACGAUCCCUGGAAACGCCCCACGGCACGUCGACUGGCCUUUGGUCUGGGAAGCCUUUACAACCGGGUGUCCCACAAAAAGGGGGUGACCCGGCUGAUGAUUCUGGAUUAUCUCGUUCCGUGACACGCGCAACCAGUACUACAAGAAUGCGCACAAGAGAACAAUGCGAUGUGGGGCCAGCACUCGGAAGAGAGGCAAGCACACAGUGAACACAAAUCAUAAUCCGCCGCAAUCACGCUGUUGCGAUACAAAUGCAAUGCAAUGCCAUGGCAAUCCCAUUUGUCCCUUUUUCUCCUUGGAUUUGCUUUUUAUCGACAGCUGUUCGCUGCGAGAAUAAUGACAGACAUUGCUG
Messenger RNA from Pseudo-nitzschia multistriata, 2701 nucleotides. NCBI's taxonomy places the organism in Eukaryota, Bacillariophyta, Bacillariophyceae, Bacillariales, Bacillariaceae. The record is from the annotation of a GenBank genome assembly.